Molecule: messenger RNA, 3287 nt
Organism: Mya arenaria
Lineage: Eukaryota; Metazoa; Mollusca; Bivalvia; Myida; Myidae
Product: polyunsaturated fatty acid 5-lipoxygenase-like
Exons: 6
Coding region: 85-2067 (660 amino acids)
Biological process (GO): lipid oxidation
Molecular function (GO): protein binding; metal ion binding; oxidoreductase activity, acting on single donors with incorporation of molecular oxygen, incorporation of two atoms of oxygen
Source: RefSeq, a predicted model, not a curated record
UGUGUCACUGUAUAACUAACGCACGCUAUCCUUCAAAUUUCGUCAAUCUGUUAUGUCCUUUACGGAACUUGAUUAGUGUGAGAAAUGUACGAAUACCGGAUAACAGUGAAGACGGGUGAUCGACCACGAGCGGGUACCAACGGCAACGUUUAUGUUGUCCUACACGGCGAAGAAGACCUGGUGAUCCCUCCUACAAAGCUUGAUGCUUUUUUUCAUGACGACUUCGAGCGCGGACAGACGGACGUUUUCACCUUGAAAAAUAUACAGUUUGAGAAAGUGUCGGUGCUGGAGCUAUGGAGGGACGACGCAGGGUGGUAUACGGAAUGGAACAUUGAUACGAUCACGAUUGAAAACCUUUCGGGAGGAUGGGAAGCCGUGUUCCCAGUGUUCCGUUGGAUCAAGCCGAAUGUCCACUACAAAUUCAGACCAUAUGACACCUGCCUCCCCCAGGACGACCUGUUUCCAGAGCAACGCACUCGAGAACUUGAGGAGAAGCGGACGUUGUAUAAAUACUCGCAGUUGGAACCAGGAUUUCCAGUACAAGUGCCUGAAAUCCCCAUAGAUGAAGAGUUUUCAUUCAGUUACCAAUGGGACAUUACUAAGAAGAAGUUGAUUCUCAUGGGGACCAGUAAGUUGAAGACGCUGUUUCGCGGUGACUGGGAGUCGGUGGAAGACGUCGAGAGCAUCUAUGAUGAUAACAUGUUCCCGCGUCCAUCCGACUGCACAAGAUGGCUCAGUGACGAGAAAUUUGGACAGCAACGUUUUGACGGUUUGAACAGCAUGGUCAUUCGUCUGUGUUCGGUGCUGCCUCCGAAGAUGGCCGUUGAUGACGAAAUGAUGCGUCCCUUUUUGCAGGGCCUUUCUCUUGAGGAUGCGAUAAAGUCAAAGCGAACCUUUGUGGUAGAUCAUAGCAUCAUGGAUGGAGUGACCACUCGCCCUGGGGUUUCCUCUUGUGCUCCUAUUGCGCUCUUCUUUCGUCGGGAUGACGGCAAGAUAGUGCCUGUAGCAAUCCAACUGUUUCAGCACCUGGCGCCCGACAAUCCUGUGUUCUUGCCGUCAGACCCCAAAUACACAUGGAUCUUGGCGAAAAUGUGGUUUAACUGCGCGGACGCACAAGUUCAUCAAUGGAUCGCUCAUCUUGGCUUCACCCAUAUCAUCAUGGAAGGCUUCGUUAUCGCCACUCACCGUCAUCUAUCUCAGUCGCAUCCCAUAUUUAAACUGCUGGCUCCGCACUUUUUGUACCUGAUUGCCAUAAACCACCGCGCUGUAGAGACGCUAAUGAACCCUGGCGGCCAUAUUGACAACACUCUCAGUGUGGGCAAAGACGGUGGGGUCCAGUUAAUCGGCCGCCACCGUUCAUUAUGGCGUUUAGACGUAGCCGGUACCCUUCCAGCCGAUCUUAGGACCCGCGGAGUGGAAGACCAAGAGAUAGUUCCUGACUACCCUUGCCGAGAUGACGCCUUGCUCUCUUACAACGCCAUAAGCUCGUACGUAACGAAGUACGUACAUCUCUACUAUGCCUCCGACGAGGUGCUUAUUAAUGAUCCAGAAAUUCAGUCGUGGCGCCGCGACCUUGAUCUCCCAAUGGAGGCUGGCGGCCUUGGAAUCAUAGGAGUCCCCGGAAGUGAUGGAAAGUUCACUACACGUGAUCAAUUUAUCACGGUUCUGACAAGCAUUAUAUACACAUGUAGUGUUGGUCACGCAUCUGUGAACUUCAAACAAUAUGACGAAUAUGCAUUUCCUAUGAACUACCCGUCAUGGCUGAAGGGUGAUCCUCCGAAGGACAAAUCUGCAAAAACAGAAAGGGAUAUUUUAGACGCCAUCCAUUCACGAAAGGCUCAAAUGAAAGUGAUGUUGGUUUCAAAGAUUUUGAGUGAACGCAGUACAAGGCCGCUUGGGGAUUUCGCGAUCGACUACGUUUACGAUCCUCCUGCGGUACAAAUACAGAAGGAAUUUCGCGAGCAGCUCAAGAAUAUCAGUGACGUCAUCAAGCGCCGAAACGAGACUAGGGAAUGUCCCUAUCCCUAUUUGGACCCGGCGGAAAUUCCAAACUCUAUAAGCAUUUAAGAUCAAACGUUAAUGGACAGUGACACUAUCAUUUGUAACAGGAAAACGACAAUACCCUCACAUUCUUAUAAUAUUGUAUCGUACAUUUUUUAAAUUAGCACUAUGUUUUCCCGUAGAUAUACUUAAUCAGACUAACAAUUCACGCAACAAGCGAUGCAUUUAAAUGAUUCUUUCUUGUUUGUUAUCAUCUUUAAUUCAGUGGAUCAUAAUGUAUACACUGCACAUACGAAUAGCAAACGUAUGUAUUUUAUGUAUAAAACACGUUGAAAUCAAGGAACGCAUUAUGUGCGUUUCGUUGAUUUUUGUGAAACAUAUAAUGGAAAAUUGUUUGUUUUAGUUUACAUUUGGAUUAUAUUUCACCUAGUAAGCACCAAAAGCCAUAUUUUACGAGUGCCGUAGCCACGAGUUAUAUAUUUAUUUACUUUGUUUUAUGAGGUCAAAUAUAUAUUGCGAUAUUAAUUAGUACAUUAUUUAAUGAAAGUACAUAAAUUGACACUCAAUUGUAGUAUUUCAAAAAAGCACGCCAAUUUGUAUGCGGACCUAACGCCAUUUCGUAAAUGACGUCGUUGAGAUUGUGUCCAAGCCAUGUGCGCAAUGACUUUUGAUUUGGAAGUGAGAGCCGGCCAAAUUUCCAAACAGAAACUAUUAUUAAUUUGUUAUUUCACUUUUUGAAACAGCGUAUUGGUUGAUAUAUCGUUACAGUUUUUUUAUUAAAUGUCUCAUGUCAUAAAUCCAAAUUUUAACGCACUCUUAUUAAGGAUAAAAAAAUCAUUUCGGGGUAAUUUAUGAUGUGAUGGUAUGGCCAUGCUAAAUAGUUAAAGCCCCCAGUAGACUCGGGUUCCAGUGAAUUCUUGUUUCACUGACCGUUUCAAGGCGGUAAUCCCAUUAUUCAACGGUUAAUCCAUUUUGAUGAGGGUAUGGUUUGUUGGUGUUGUUUGUAUUUAAGUAUGUGAUGUUAAUAUGUAUGUGUCUAUAGUUCAGUCUCGUUUGGGCCCUUGCCUUGUGCCACUAAACAGGGAUUAUUUUUGAACUUUCGACUACUGGGUUUGUCCCUGUAUUUUUCAUUGUAUUAUUGUCUAUUUUUUCGAAUCUUUCCUACAUCUUAUUUAUGACUAAUUCAUUUGGGGAGCAUCUUCUAAGCAAACAUUAUGAUAUACAUUGAUUUCAAUCCUAGUAUUUACAUUUCUUCAUUCUUUCUUUCGUCAGAAAUAAAGUGAAAC